Molecule: messenger RNA, 1341 nt
Organism: Candida albicans SC5314
Lineage: Eukaryota; Fungi; Ascomycota; Pichiomycetes; Serinales; Debaryomycetaceae
Product: E3 ubiquitin-protein ligase
Exons: 1
Coding region: 1-1341 (446 amino acids)
Biological process (GO): protein ubiquitination; DNA repair; mRNA splicing, via spliceosome
Cellular component (GO): U2-type catalytic step 1 spliceosome; Prp19 complex; cytoplasm
Molecular function (GO): ubiquitin protein ligase activity; protein binding
Source: RefSeq, a predicted model, not a curated record
AUGAUAUGUUCAAUAUCUGGUGAAAUAGCCACUGAUCCAGUGGUAUCACCAAAAAGUGGUGCUAUAUUUCAGAGGAAGCAUAUUGUUAACUACAUAGCUACCAGUGGAACGGACCCAAUAACUGAUGAGCCUUUGACAGAAAGUGAAUUGAUAUCAUUAAAAGUUAAUGAAAAAUCCACAGCAAUAGCACAACCUUCACCGCCAGAUCCAUCAAACUCGUCUAUCCCUUCAUUGCUUUCUACGUUUCAAAAUGAGUGGGAUGCAAUAGUUUUGGAAGUGUUUACUUUGAAGAAACAAUUACAGAGUGCUAAACAAGAACUUAGUAUUGCAUUGUAUAGACAGGAUGCAGCUGUCAAUGUAGCAGCCAAGGCAAUUAGGGAAAGAGAUGAAGCAAGAGAAGCAUUAGAAAAGUUGUCACUGUCGAUAAAUUUAUCAGAUGUACCAGAUACGAACACUCCACCUGAAGAGGCGGAACCUAAACCAAAGAAAUCAAAAAAAUCUCUGUCGAAAGGAACGCUGGCAAAACAUUCAAACGAUAAAGAUAGUGAAACAAUUGAUUCUGAGCAAAUUGAGAAUAUAGUACGGGCAAGAGAUGAAUUGUUCAGAUUGCACAAAUCCCAGAAAAUCAAAUUACCAUUCGACGUAGACACUUUCUUGAAACAAAAAGGAGUUGAUAUCCAGUCUAUUUUUGAAGGUGAAAAAAUCUCGAAUUAUGUGUAUAAUAAAGAAAUAGAUACAAUCGUUGGGGUAAGUCAAGAUAAAGUCAUUAAACAUUCUCUUGUGGAUGGAGCAUCCACAAAGUUGGAUCUCAAGAAUGUCAAGUUGGUGGAAAUAAACAAUAAUGGUGUGGUUGCUGUGCUGUCUGGGACCAAAAUCAUGUUUUCCAAUUACAAAACAAUUGAAUUAAACUGUGAAGCUGAACAGAUAAUAUGUCAUCCAUCACUAGAUUUUUUUGUUGUGUUGGCAGCAAAGAAAUGGUUUGUGAUAAGUACUGAUUCCAUAGUGGCUUCCCGUAACGGUGUCUUAUCUUUAGGGGCACUUCAUUAUGAUGGUGAGAUCUUGGCCACUAAAAAUGAUGAUAAAAUUAAGUUAUAUAGUAUAGUUUCUGGGGAUGAAUUAGGAACGUUUACUGCAACUCAUGAAAAUAUUGCUAAAUUAGAAUUUGCUACCAAUGGGUAUUGGCUACUUGCUUUGUCGACAGGUGACAAUACCAGUUCCAUUCAAAUUUUUGACUUGAGAAAGGGAAUUGAAGUUCAAAAUCUACAAUUUAACGAAGUGGCAACCAAAAAAAUCGGUAAUAUUAUGUUUUAUAGCUUACACAGUUUUUUCAAAUAUUUGUAA